AUGCAUCCGCCCGAGCUGGCGCGUCUCCGUCUCCGACGCAUCGAUCGGCCUGGCACCGCCUGUCUGAACAUGGAUCCGCAGAUCAAACUCCCGUACACCAUCGAACCGGUUUCGAAAACCGCCGCCGAUCUGAAGGCCUACUGCGAGUCGCAGCAGGACCCGCUCGUCAACCCAAAUGAGAAAGCUGCGAACCCGUGGGCUGAACGGAGCAAGUGUGCCCUGCUU
Messenger RNA from Mesorhabditis spiculigera, 225 nucleotides. Lineage: Eukaryota; Metazoa; Nematoda; Chromadorea; Rhabditida; Rhabditidae. The record is from the annotation of a GenBank genome assembly.